Magallana angulata is the source of this 1176-nucleotide messenger RNA. RefSeq names its product DNA repair protein XRCC2-like. Gene Ontology annotation, molecular function: ATP-dependent DNA damage sensor activity; ATP binding; four-way junction DNA binding. Gene Ontology annotation, biological process: DNA strand invasion; double-strand break repair via homologous recombination. The record is from RefSeq and is a predicted model, not a curated record. Bases 210 to 1088 code for a protein of 292 amino acids. Gene Ontology annotation, cellular component: centrosome; replication fork; Rad51B-Rad51C-Rad51D-XRCC2 complex. Lineage: Eukaryota; Metazoa; Mollusca; Bivalvia; Ostreida; Ostreidae. The transcript is spliced from 2 exons.
AACAGUUGGUUGUCAUUCUAUUGUUGAAAUGUUUGUAUUUGUUUAUGAUAUUAAAUAUUUAUUAAUGAUCAUGCUAAUUCGUUUUAAACAAAUUGUGGCCACGAAUAAUUUUAAGAAUAACUGUGGAGCACCCUCACUCCUUUAAAGUUGUCUGCUUCAGGAAAAAAUUUAAAAUGGGCUUUUUGCCCACAGUACAUCAUAUUUGAACGAUGCAGAGUGAAACAGGUUUACAGCUUUUAGCAAGACUUGGUAGUCGCCCAUCCAUUGCAGGAGUACUAUCGCCUAUCUUUAAUGAUGGACCCAGUGCGAAAGAUGUCAUUGAGCUGUUUGGAACCGAAGGAACUGGAAAAUCUGAAAUUUUAUUGAAUCUUGUGGCAGGCAUUAUCUUGCCUAAAACAUGGAAAUCAGUUAAUCUGAAUGGAAAGGAUGCUAGUGUCAUAUUUAUCGACAAUGACUAUAAAUUUUCUAUCCUACGAUUAGUGACUGUUAUGGAGAACAGAAUUCAUGCAACACUGAAAAAUGCUCACCAAGCAGAAGAGAACUUAACUAAUGAUGUUGAAUUACUGAUUCAGAAGUGUUUAUCCAAACUUUCAUUAAUAAGAUGUACAAACAGUUCAGAAUUGCUUGUUACUCUUUAUAGCCUGGAACAAACACUGUUAAGUAACCCCAAUAUAUCAGUAAUAAUGAUUGAUAGCAUUUCGGCCUUUUAUUGGAUUGACAAAUGCAAUGGAGGUGAGAGUUUAGCUGCACAAGAGAAAAAUUUGACACUGAUAUCAGAAGUGUUGUCCAAAUUCAUAAACAGUUUUAGUUUAAUUGUGAUUGCCACCAAAUGUGCUUUGAUGAAAAAGAGAAUGAGGGAAGAUUACAACCUGGAAAAAUCUGCUAGUAACAUUGACAGAUUAAAAAAUGACCAUCAAGAAUUUCUAUGUAAAGCAUGGGGACAGUUGGUUACACAGAGGUUUCAUGUAGAAAAACAAUUAGCAUCAAACCACUUCAAGUGCCACUGUAUUCAUUUGGGUUCCUCCAAAAAUGCAGAUAAAACAGUCAUUCAAUUUCAAAUAACAGAUAAUGGUAUACAAGUUUUGUAGCUUUAUGAAAGCAAUAACUUUUUAAUGUGUGCUACAUGUAUGUAUUCUUGUGUGAUUUGACAAAAUAAAAACAUGGUGCUAAUUUCAA